UUUCUCUCCCGCCGCUCAACAGUCGCGGCAGAUGAGCCCGGACUCGAGGUAUGGUCGUAUGUGUUGCUUUUCCGCCCUUGUUAAACAAUGGCUUCGAAUUUUCCUCCUCCUUGUCGCUGAAUUUGAGGAAAAGAAAAUAGUAAUGCGUGUGUUGUGUGCCAUGGGAUUAAGUGAAGUUUUUAGAGUGUGAUAGAUAGAAGUGAUGAGUAGCUGAUAGAGGUGAGAGCGUGACCAACAUGUACCCCACCCCUGCAAGGCAUCCAUCGGCCGCGGGACCACCACCUCAAGGUGGUCAACUCAAAUUCACCAUUGCCGACACUCUGGAACGGAUUAAGGAAGAAUUCAACUUCCUUCAAGCCCAAUAUCACACGCUCAAAUUAGAGUGUGAAAAACUGGCUAGUGAAAAGACUGAAAUGCAACGGCACUACGUUAUGUAUUACGAAAUGUCUUAUGGCCUUAACGUAGAAAUGCAUAAACAGACUGAAAUCGCAAAACGCUUAAACGCAAUUAUCGCCCAAGUGCUGCCGUUUCUGGCCCAAGAACAUCAACAGCAAGUGGCAACGGCAGUCGAAAGAGCCAAACAAGUCACGAUGACUGAACUUAAUGCAAUAAUUGGGCAACAACAACAACAAGGUCUUCAACAAUUGCUUCAACAGAUCCACGCCCAACAACUCCCUCAUGGUCCUCACGGUCCAGGCUUACCCAUCGGUCCUCAUCCCGGCCUUCCAGGAAUGGCACCAGCCGCUGCUGCUGGUCUUUUGGGAUUUGGGGCGGGAUUAGGAGCGGGUGUUCCAGGAGCACCAACAGGACCACACGCUUCUGUAACCGGAGGCGCUCAUCCUUUACUAAAAUCAGCAGAUCUCCAUUCCAGGGAAGCCGUCGACAUCAAACCUGGAUCGGCUAAUGCCGAAGAAAGACUGAAUUCUGUUUCGCCCGGAGACAGAGAUAAAUACAGAUCGAGAUCGCCGCCAGACGUGGAACAGGAUGUCAAGAGACGGAAAGAAGAUAAAUUAGGCCAUGAGAGCGACGGCGAGAAGAGUGACCAAGACCUAGUUGUGGACGUCGCCAACGAGGAAGCCUCCUCCCCGCACACCAACGGUGAUCACGCCCCCCUUAGCAAUUCCGGUGUCGAAAUCCGUGAAAACGGCAGCACAAACGGCGAUAAAAUCAAAGUGGAACGGCCUCCAAGUCGUAGCGGCUCCUCCUCGUCCCGCAGCACCCCAUCCCUCAAAAGUAAAGAUGAAAAACCCCUGACUCCGGGCUCAAAACCCCGUUCUACGACACCGAAUCUAGGUGCGACACCUGGAGCCAGCGGCCCCAAAGUCGCACUGGGACAAUAUCCCCCUUACAGUUUGGCAGCCCCCCGUGAACACCUUAGUCCUUAUAAUAACGUAGCACCAUCGUACGGACGUCCACCUUUAAUGGGUUACGAUGGACAUCCGCAUGCACGGACUCCUGGAAUUGCAACGAACGGUUUAAGUUCGAUUCCAGGAGGUAAACCGGCCUAUUCGUUUCAUAUGAACGGUGAAGGACAAUUACAACCGGUGCCGUUUCCGACCGAUGCGCUCAUCGGACCGGGGAUUCCCCGACAUGCGCGACAAAUUAAUACAUUGAAUCAUGGCGAAGUUGUGUGUGCUGUGACCAUCUCGAAUCCGACCAAAUAUGUCUAUACGGGGGGCAAAGGCUGUGUUAAAGUCUGGGACAUCAGUCAGCCAGGGUCCAAGACACCGGUGUCUCAACUGGACUGCUUGCAAAGGGAUAACUACAUCCGCUCUGUGAAGCUCCUCCCGGACGGGCGCACCCUCAUCGUCGGGGGCGAAGCCAGCAACUUGUCCAUUUGGGACCUCGCCAGCCCCACACCACGUAUCAAAGCCGAACUGACCUCUAGUGCCCCCGCGUGCUACGCCCUCGCUAUCAGCCCCGACUCGAAAGUGUGUUUCAGUUGUUGUUCGGACGGAAAUAUCGCCGUUUGGGACCUUCACAAUCAGACUUUAGUGCGUCAAUUUCAAGGACAUACGGAUGGUGCUUCGUGUAUUGAUAUUUCGUCCGAUGGUACGAAAUUAUGGACGGGCGGUUUAGAUAAUACAGUGCGAAGUUGGGACUUACGUGAAGGCAAACAACUGCAACAGCACGACUUCAGUUCGCAGAUUUUCUCGUUAGGGUAUUGUCCGACGGGAGAGUGGUUGGCUGUAGGAAUGGAGAACUCACACGUUGAAGUGUUGCACGCGUUAAAACCGGACAAAUACCAAUUGCAUCUGCACGAAAGUUGUGUUCUUAGUUUAAGGUUUGCCACGUGCGGAAAGUGGUUUGUGUCGACGGGCAAGGACAAUUUGCUUAAUGCGUGGCGGACGCCCUAUGGAGCCAGCAUAUUCCAGUCGAAAGAAUCGUCAAGUGUAUUGAGUUGUGACAUUUCAACGGACGAUAAAUACAUUGUGACGGGCUCUGGUGAUAAGAAGGCCACAGUUUACGAAGUGAUUUAUUAAAUUUCGCGGGGCCAGAUAGGACAUUUCCACCAACAUGACAAUUAUUUUCCACUGUGACAAUGUUUUACACAUUGCUACAGUUUCUACGAAUUAUAUAGAUUCUACUUUGUACUGACGAAUCAUUAGUAAAAUUGAAUAAACGGGAAACAAGUGAUGAUUAUUUUAUGGUUUUCUUUGAUUCGAAAAAAAUUGUACGAUAUUUGUUAUUUGUUUAUUCAAAAUGUUGUUAUUAUGUGUGUGAAUUAGGUGUCUCAAACGCAAAGAUUAUGUAGCAUAUUUUUCGUAUUAAAUAAAAAUACAAGACA
This is a messenger RNA of Tribolium castaneum (red flour beetle), 2788 nucleotides long. It is a transcript of the gene gro, whose product is annotated as groucho. Lineage: Eukaryota; Metazoa; Arthropoda; Insecta; Coleoptera; Tenebrionidae. Gene Ontology annotation, biological process: negative regulation of canonical Wnt signaling pathway; regulation of DNA-templated transcription. Gene Ontology annotation, cellular component: nucleus; transcription regulator complex. Gene Ontology annotation, molecular function: protein binding; transcription corepressor activity. The transcript has 14 exons. Bases 237 to 2483 code for a protein of 748 amino acids. The record is from RefSeq and is a predicted model, not a curated record.